UUUUAAUAAUUAAGAUUUUUAGAGAGAAGUGUACUUACUAAUCGAUUGUACGUAGCAUGUUAAGGACAAUUUUUUGUUUUAGUAUCAUAUCAGUAUUUUCAAUUUAUUUAUAAAGGAAGAUUUCAAUAAAUAUAUGUAAUUAUUUUAUAGAUCAGUCAAAAUAACAUUGUGGUUAAAAAAAUACUUCUUGUUUAGUUUCUGGUAAAAAUGCUCCAACCUACCAGUUGCACUUGACAUUACCACAGAUCAAUCGAUUAAUUAACGUUUGGUAUUCAGUUAAUCACAACACUGACAAAGUGAUAACUCCAAAGAGUGUCUAUGCCAAUGCCAUCAGUGCUAUCUAUGAUGUGUUAGUCUCUUAUCUAAUUUGUCGGCCACUCUUGACAGCACUUUUCUCUUCAGUGUAAUCCUCAAGUACAAGUGCUGCUUUUGUAACUGCCAUUAUACGAGCUAUGAAAGCACGAAAUAGGAGACACAAUUCCAGACAGAAGCAGGAGGACUUGUCACCACUCAGUCCGGGUGUGGAUGAUGUCCUGAUGAACUUUGAUCACUUAGGCACUACUCCGCCUCGCACUCGCAUUCGGAACAAGGAUAAGAGCCGGCGGGAAAAAGACGCAAGCACGAAGCCAGCUCCACGCAUUAUCUACAGUGGAAGGAGUUCUUCGGAGAAGAAUUUCUUCAGUAGAAAUAAUUCUGAAAGCUUUGAUGACGAAGGUAUGUAUUUUGUCAUACAUUUCAUAACUCUACCUUUGUUGCGGGAUCGCUCUGAUUAUUCGAGUGGCAAAAUAACCAGGCAAGGUCUUGACACCUAAAGAGUAGGAACUCACAGAGAUACUCGGCACAACGGAUUCAACUUGGAUUUAUUGUUAAUUAAUUCACUUAUACAAAUUUAUAAAAUAAAGUUCUUCAACAAAUUCACAGAAAAGUUCUCUAUUUCCUACUAUGAUUAACUAGCUUCAUACAUAAAUUAUUCUAAGUCUCAAAUCUAUCAAAUAGCGCGAGAGAGCGAGCGAACUGUCGCGGUC
Molecule: messenger RNA, 1025 nt
Organism: Homalodisca vitripennis (glassy-winged sharpshooter)
Lineage: Eukaryota; Metazoa; Arthropoda; Insecta; Hemiptera; Cicadellidae
Exons: 3
Coding region: 453-812 (119 amino acids)
Source: RefSeq, a predicted model, not a curated record